This is a messenger RNA of Lingula anatina, 1090 nucleotides long. RefSeq names its product protein MCM10 homolog. Gene Ontology annotation, molecular function: DNA replication origin binding; single-stranded DNA binding. Gene Ontology annotation, cellular component: nucleus; nuclear replication fork. Gene Ontology annotation, biological process: DNA replication; DNA replication initiation. The record is from RefSeq and is a predicted model, not a curated record. Lineage: Eukaryota; Metazoa; Brachiopoda; Lingulata; Lingulida; Lingulidae.
UCUCAGCUUCACCGUAGAGUUGGUACCAGGGAGAUGGAGGGCGACUGGGUCACCACAGGAGUAGUGGUGUCCAAGUCAGAGACAAGACUGAGUGGGAAUGGUAAAAAUUUUGUUAUCUGGAAGCUGAGCGACUUGGAGGACUGUGAUAAAAUUGUGUCAUUUUUCCUGUUUGGAGAGGUUUACAAGCACCUGUGGAAGACAGAGACUGGGAAAGUAAUAGCUGUGCUCAACCCCUCAAUAAUGCCUGUCUCUGAAAAGAAACAAAAUUCCUUCGAUGUCAGCUUCACUGUUGAUAACUAUCAGAAAGUGAUGAUAUUAGGAAUGUCCAAGGAUAUGGGGAGGUGCAGAGCCAAAACUAAAUCUGGACAGGACUGCUCUAACUUCAUUAACAAGAGUCAAGGAGAAUUCUGUACAUACCAUGUGCAAUAUGGCUACAAAAAAACCUGCUCACAAAGAGUUGAACUCCAGGCAAGGUGAGGAGAGAGAUAUUUCAUGUUAUUAAAGAUUUUUAGACCCUUUUCACAUUAAGUUGUACACUUAUCUGCAUGCCAUCAAUUUCAGGGGUUAACAAUUAAUAGACUGGCUUUUACGUAUGAAAGUCAUCUAAACAGAAUCCACCCAUAUAGCAUGUCCCCCUCCCCCAAGUAAUAUAAUUAUGUUGGGACCAGUCAAAACAUUGCGAUACAGCUAAGAGCACAUCACAAGUGCACAUCAUGUAAAAAGGGACUAACUUUUCAAAGCAUCAGGAUAUAAAUCCUUCAUAAGCCCUGAGCAAUCUUAACACAGGUGAAUUAUUUAAAACAUUAACAAGUUGAACUAUCACUUUUUUUUUUACAUGAAAUCACAUUUUUUUCAUGAAAUCUGCCUAGGCUACCAGUCUUCUUUUAAUUUAAGCCAAGUAGCAAGUUAAAUUUUUGGGGACUGCAUGAUAGCAGAUAGUGAUAACAUGAAAUAGUUAGGUGUUAACAAUAUAAUAGCUGUCCUCGUAAAAUGGAAUUUGUUAAUCAGCAAGUAAAAAGCUUAAAAUGUCAAUACAAUUUCUUUUUUUUUUUCACAUUGAUUUAAGUGAAUACUAAUAAAAGCUACCAGU